Molecule: messenger RNA, 834 nt
Organism: Guyanagaster necrorhizus
Lineage: Eukaryota; Fungi; Basidiomycota; Agaricomycetes; Agaricales; Physalacriaceae
Exons: 1
Coding region: 1-834 (277 amino acids)
Source: RefSeq, a predicted model, not a curated record
AUGAAUCGACUCGCACAAGAACUCGUCGACGAGAUCAUCGACCAUCUAGACAAGCCUGCCCUCAAGUCGUGCUCCCUUGUCUCCCGUUCCUUUCUCCCCAGAACACGCACCCAUCUCUUCCGUCAUGUCAAUGUGGACUCCAAGAGAAGGCUCCAAGCCAUUCCCCGGUCGUGUGUCCGCUCCGUAUCCAUCAGCACCCACGUCGGCGUCCCGGUAGACCUGCCCAAUGUCGAGCACGCUUCUUUCACCGACAUCCUCUACGCCUCUGACCCCUUCCUCGACUCCCUCGCCGACGUGCACACCAUAUCCCUCACAGGCUCCUCCAUCUUUAUCCGUGACCCUGCCGUCCUCUACGUCUUUCUCAGACGCUUCCGUCGUCUCACAACCCUCCACGUCGACUGCUAUCUGCAGUUUAGGUCUUGCGGACAAAAAGGAGACUCUCCCGAUUUAGACACUCUCCAUGUCGAGCUCAAAACAGGCAGCAGUGCCCGCUGGGUCGUCGGUCUCGUCCGGCGUGUCCGUCGCCUCGAGGUUGUCAAUGCAACUGCCGCCGAUAUCCGCCACAUGCUCGACGCCGCCAACAACCUCCAGCAACUCGUUCUUCGCAAUUCCCACCCAGGUGAACUGCUCGACGUCAGCGCAAUCGCAGACUUGUCCAUCGAUCUCACCGAUCAGCACGCCGUCGAUUGGUGGGAGUCAAUCUUGCUCACCUCUUCUCCCCGCCGUGUACACAUUGCAGUCCAUAUUUGUACAGGCCUUCGACUCGCACAAUUGUUGCUGGACAUGGGCAUCGAGGUCACUGUAGAGCUGCACUACCCGGGCCCGUGUAAAUAA